AUGUCUACUCCAGCAGUCGCAGAUCCAGUUCCCGAGCAUCCUUUCCGAUCAGCUAGAGACGCGUUAUACGUACCACCGAACACUCGUAACUUCGGUCAAGCCCCAAAGCCAGGAGCACAAGAUGCAGCCUAUCGCAAUGCACCACCAGUCUACCAGCCGGAGCUUGCGACCACAGUUUUCGAACGGUCGAUGAAGUCGUCGGCUGUGACACUGUCCAUGGAGGAGUUACUAUCGAUAUCGCCAGAUGUGCGCAACAAGUAUCGCGAAGCGUGCACACCGAAGCGAGUAGUACCUCCUAGUGCGACCGGAAUGGCGACGAUCUUCGAGAAUGCGGAAGAUAGCAGCGCUACGAUCGGACAGGGAGAGGAGCUCACCUGUCGAGGAGAGCCUUUAGAGGCAACGGGCUCAGUCAUUCCCGAUCCCUACGAUGCCUAUUUGAAGCAUGUUCAUAGUGGAGAUGAGCCGGAGCAAUUAACGGUCGCAAAAGACUCGCACGCGUUGCGAUCGAUAGUCGCACUUAUCGACAACAAGGAGCGAGUACAGGCGAUCCUAGACCCAGGGUGCCAAAUUGUCGCGAUGUCGGAGGACGUCUGUCUCUCGCUGGGACUCAUUUACGAUCCAACGAUAAAGCUCAACAUGCAGUCUGCGAACGGAGAAGUUGACCAGUCACUCGGGCUGGUUCGCAACGUACCUUUCCAAGUCGGAGACAUAGUCCUAUAUUUGCAGAUCCAUGUCAUUCGUGCUGCAGCUUACGACAUUCUUCUUGGACGACCUUUCGAUGUGCUCACCAAGAGCGUGGUGCGCAACUUCUUCGAUGAGAAUCAGACCGUUACGAUCAGGACCACCGCGAGUCAGAGCACAGCAUUUCCGAUCGAAGGAUCCGGGUUUUCACUAACGGAAGAUAUGAGCACCGAAAGCAGCGGGAUGGCGUUAAUCAUUGAUGUAAGCAGCACAAAUACCCCUAUUAUAUCAGCCUAUUCCCCAGUCGUAUCUUCCGAUCCCGUUUCCGUUCAGUCAAGCUAUUUGCGAGCGUCAGGACAGGUCCUCGACGCAGUAUCAUCGUUGUACACAGUUACCUCAGAUUUCCGACCGACAUCUCGUACGUCAACUUCACGACUGCUACAGACGAUCCUAGGCCAAGGUUGCGAUCACGAGUCAAGCUCGAAAGCAGGUUAUGCGGCGACCAAGAAAAAGUACAAACCAGUCGCGCUCAAAACUCGACCAGUGAUCGCAUCGGUGCCCGAGCAAUUCCGAAUCGUUCGCCGGAUAGUUGGAGACCCGUUGCGACACCUACCCGAGCUUCCAGAGCGGCCAGGGCCAUUCUUUCCGACCGGUCGCUAUACGAAGGAACGCAUGGAGGCAUUGGAUGUGGCGCACCAACCGGGUUUCUUAUGGCCAGAGGAGCGAGCUCUGAUGCACGCAUUCAUGUGUUUGCAUAACCAGGCGUUCGCUUGGAGCGAUUCCGAGCGAGGAAGAUUCAAGUCGGAGUAUUUCCCGCCAAUCGAUUUUCCAGUCGUACCGCAUCAGCCUUGGGUUCAGAGGAAUAUUCCGAUUCCUCCUGGGAUCUACAAGGAAGUUUGUGCGAUUAUCAAGAAGAAGCUGGAUGCCGGAGUAUAUGAGCCCUCGAACUCAUCAUACCGAUCGCGAUGGUUUUGUGUCGUAAAGAAAGAUGGAAAGUCUUUGCGACUCGUCCACAGUCUCGAACCGCUCAAUGCA
Molecule: messenger RNA, 1716 nt
Organism: Laetiporus sulphureus 93-53
Lineage: Eukaryota; Fungi; Basidiomycota; Agaricomycetes; Polyporales; Laetiporaceae
Exons: 2
Source: RefSeq, a predicted model, not a curated record